This is a messenger RNA of Ostrea edulis (European flat oyster), 1071 nucleotides long. RefSeq lists its product as uncharacterized. The transcript is spliced from 4 exons. The record is from RefSeq and is a predicted model, not a curated record. Bases 464 to 826 code for a protein of 120 amino acids. Lineage: Eukaryota; Metazoa; Mollusca; Bivalvia; Ostreida; Ostreidae.
GAAAGGGAGUUAUGGAAGAAAGCCAAGAUUUUUGUUCGUUGUCGUUCCGCCCCUUUUGCCGUUUAGGGUGAAAAAGAAAAUUCUGAAAUCUGUAGAUCAUCACCAAUCGUCAUUUGGAUAUUAUGUAAAAUGUAAGAGGAAGUAAGGGAACUGAUGCUUCUUAUCCCUUAAAAAAAAGAAAAACGUUGUUGGUUUUUGUUUUAUCUUGACGCUAGACUGAAACAAAUUAGUGCAUAUCAUGCGUGGAUUAUCCAUACAACGAAGCACAGUAUAUACAUGUACAACUGUAUAAUAAUGCGGUCUAUUUAAACGCCCUGAACAAGAUUGAUUAUCGAUCGGUUUGGCAGGCGCUUCUGAUGUCCACAUUCAUAGUGUUCAGUCGACUAGGUUGAAUAAUUCUGGUUUAUAAGUUCUGUAUUGUUUGAAGAUGAACGACUCAUUGCCGAAUGUUUGAAAAUAGAUCAUGGCGGUUUGGUCAUUCCUUCUUGGAGUAUGCACGAUUGCCUUGUUUAUGGGUAAAACCGAGUGCAGUCAUGAAAGCAUAGGCAAAUACUGUUACUACAGCAUGAACUAUUUCAACUAUUACUGUGAAAACAAGUGCGACACAGACCCUGACAUUGGGCCUAUUAUUGGGAUUGUUAUUGGAGGAGUAGUCGGCCUUGCGAUCAUCAUUGGGAUUACAAUCUGUGCGUCGCUCAGUAUAUACAACAAACGACAAAAGAACGUCCGUCCCGGCGACGGGGGCUUCAUUUUCUCCACGAACAGGACCUACCAACCCCGUGCAAAUCUAGUUCCGAAUGGCGUACCAUCGGCCUUCGGGUACUGAAGCGAAAUAGGAGAAAGCUGGAUUGACGAUUUGCUUUUAAUGCAGAUGUGGAAAUAAGAGUAUCACCGGUCUUUCAAACUGCACAACACGACCUGUUGAUAACUGUGUAUCAACUGAUAUAUUCAUAGAGUUGCUCAUAGCAAUAACUACUACUAUUCCACCUACAGAUAUAUUUGUAAUAUGAUUUAUUGAAUACUACUGAUGUUAUGAUUUUAAAAAUAAAAUCAUGCCACAAGACUCAAAAA